AUGAAAAAAACGUAUACAGGCAUUAAGGAUAACAUCCGCAAAACUGGAAGGGGUAGAAUCCACUGGAAAUAUUAUCAUCAAUUUGAUGAAAUAUACCGAGACGAUAAAACAGUGAAUUUACCCCGAACACUCUCAUCAGCACCAGUAUCCGUUAUCCAAAAGGGGCCUGGAAUAAAUCCAGAUCCCAUAAAGGAACCUGUUCCAAUAAUAGAGGAACCUCAACCCAGUACUGCAGCCACUCCUCAAAUGGAAAAGCAGAAAGACGACAUAACACUCACUCCAAAAUCCACAAAAAUGGAUUCCAAGAGUGGAAUGUUUUAUUUAAGGAAGAAGUUUGCUGAAAUUGAGACUGCCCGUGUCAAUGAAAUUAAACUUCUUCGGGAAGUAGUGGUAGAUCCUCUUCUAGUACUUCUUGAGGAUCUUCUUCCACUUCAUUCAGUAUUAAAAAAUUGUGAAGAACACAUGCAGCACUGA
Messenger RNA from Coccinella septempunctata (seven-spotted ladybird), 474 nucleotides. RefSeq lists its product as uncharacterized. The record is from RefSeq and is a predicted model, not a curated record. NCBI's taxonomy places the organism in Eukaryota, Metazoa, Arthropoda, Insecta, Coleoptera, Coccinellidae. The coding region runs from base 1 to 474 and encodes 157 amino acids. The transcript is spliced from 3 exons.